AUGGCUGUGCAGGCUUUACAGGCAAAGCUUCCUGUCUCCAUUCCUCCCACCGCUCCCGCUCCACCCGGAUCCCCAAAGCUGCGCAGCUUCGGAUCGGAGAGAUCCUUCGUCACCGCCGUGGUCACCUCGGCCGUGCUCCGCGCGUGCCGGGCAGCGCGUCCGCGGGCACGGCGCAGCGCGUUGCACGCGUGGAGGCGAGACGUGCUGGGAACCGCGUUGGUGGUGCUGCCGCAGAGCUGUUUGGCGGCUCCGAACACGGUGCGCACCGCGCCCGACGUGGCACGGAGUUUGUGGGGCAAAGGCCUUCGAAGCGAUGAGGACUUGGCACGGUGGGAGGCAGCCGUGGCAUCUGACUGUGUCUACGAAGAUCUCUACUACGCCGAGCCGGCAAAAGGAAAGCAGGCUGUUGUCGAAUUGAUUCGACAGAAGCUGUUGCCGCCCAAGUCGCAUCUAGUCAUUGACAGCCUUUCUGAUGGGAGCUCAUCAUGUGGAUUUACAUGGCACAUCGAAGAAGAUGGAGUGGGCAUAGGACACCGUGGCUUGUGCUUUGUGAGGCUCAAUUCAGCUGGCGAAGUGGCAUAUGUCCGCGAUUUGGGUGAGCCUUUGUUUAAGGCAGGAGAGCUUACUGAAAAGCUGCUAGAAGCAUUGACCAAGGAUCAGCCUUUGCCUGAACGUCCUGUUUUGUCCGGCCCACCCCAAACGCCACGUAUGGCGGGAAGCAUCGUAAAAUAUCUCUACGGUGACGUGCAGAAGUCUGGUGGCGAUGCGGUUCGCUUCUACGCAGAAGAUGUGGUCUAUGAAGACAUGAACUACGAAGUUCCAUUUGUUGGAAAGAAAGCCGUGGACGGUUUCCUGGCACGCUUCCAGAAUAUACAAGGUGUGACCUUCAAUUUGGAGGAAGUCUCUGAUGGUGAGGAAGCCGUUGGCUUCACAUACACCAUUCAGAUUGCUGGACAACCGCGAGGGAUCCGUGGCAUUACCUUCUACAAGGUCAAGGAUGGCAAGGUCUGCUAUGUCCGGGACGUCCCGGAGAGUGCGACAAAGCCGCCCCCUGUGCAACAGCUGGCGCGGCUGCUACGAAUAGUGCGCUUCCUAAAGCAGCUCUACUUGCUGGCCUACGGCUUCAUUGAAGGAACCAUGGCAGUUUUGUGGGUCACGAUUCUGGCUUCCUUCAUGUUGUAUAUUUGUGCUGUGAUCCUGGUGCGAGCCUAUGGUAAGAACGGGAACAACGAUGACCCCUACCAUGACUUUUUCGAGGAGCAUUUUGGCUCAAUUCCAAUCACCAUGUUUGCGCUCUUUGAGCUGAUCACAGCGCCAGACCUAGCACCAUACAAAGCAGCCAUGUUUGCGAAUCCCCCACUGGUCGUUUUCCUGGUGAUUUUCAUCGUCCUGGGCAGUUUCGGAAUCAAUGGGCUCCUCGUAGCACUGAUCAAUGAAAGUAUUUUAGAGAAGAACCAGGCUCGCAUCGAGGCGGAUCGCAUCGACCGUGAAUUCAAGAGGAAGGAUUUGCAACAACGGUGCGGAGAACUUUUUGAUGAACUCGAUGUGCAUCACAAUCGUGUCCUACCUCGGGAUGAGAUUCGGCAAGUGACGGAGCAAGUGGCCCUCCUUCUGGAAAGCUUUGGGGUGAACUUUCAACGUGCCGACUUGGAUCAGAUGUUCUACGUCAUGGACUACAGUGACACAGGAAUCAUUGAGAGGUCCGAGUUUAUCUAG
Molecule: messenger RNA, 1716 nt
Organism: Durusdinium trenchii
Lineage: Eukaryota; Dinophyceae; Suessiales; Symbiodiniaceae
Source: the annotation of a GenBank genome assembly